AUGCUUUCUUUGCACUCCUCAGACUCGUCUCUUAACCAAUACUGCUCCCAGCUCAAGCUUCAUCAUAAACGAGCCCUUGUUGAAUCAACCCUUCUCUCUCUUCUGUGUACUUUGCCACUUGAUCAUUUCUUUUCUGAAGACCCUAUUGCCCUUUCUUUUAUCACCACCUUUCGCAGUGCAGACCUGGCAUCGAGCUAUGCUCAUACCAUUCAUACUCCCAAAGAAGAAGCAACGAAACGCUCCAUUAUCUAUCAUAUGACCAAGAUCAAAUAUCUUGCCACCGACCAACUCCUUGACCGCGGGUUUGAGCAAGCACUCACCCCAGAUAUGAUUGCUGAAAUCGUUGAGUCAAGCCACUCCUCUUCUAUCGAUCCAUUCUGUUCUUCCACCCAAGAAAUCCCUAGAUCUCCCUCUGAAUCAUCUGAUGAUAGUACCCCUGUUCCUAUCCCCACUCCAUCUCAACUCGCAAUGUGGUCCCUCGGUAACCCACGCCAUGCUAGAGGAAAGAAAAGAGCAACCGUUGCUUUUGGAGUAGGCAUAUCACGCCCUAUCACACCUUCUCCAGCCCCCAUUCCCACUAUUAUUUCUGACGAAGACAAACCUGUCAUUUCCUCAUCCAAUUCGUGUGCUCCUUCCGAAGAAACUUUCAGAGAUCGGAAUGGUGUAGACUAUUCCACCAUGAUGUGCUGGUACUGCGGACAAGAAGGCCAUCUCACCACACAUUGUCAAACUCUUAAAGGACAUUGUAUUAUCCAAGCUAGACCAGGUACUUGGGCCUUCCAUCAUCAGCUCAAAAUCUACAAAGACAAGAAGGAUCUUGAGCAAGAAGAGUAUGAGAAGCAGUAUGUCCACGACACCAGCUAUGACCCAAAGGUAUACUAUAACUUAGAAGUAUGA
This is a messenger RNA of Suillus subalutaceus, 897 nucleotides long. RefSeq lists its product as uncharacterized. The transcript has 2 exons. The record is from RefSeq and is a predicted model, not a curated record. Lineage: Eukaryota; Fungi; Basidiomycota; Agaricomycetes; Boletales; Suillaceae. Gene Ontology annotation, molecular function: nucleic acid binding; zinc ion binding. Bases 1 to 897 code for a protein of 298 amino acids.